Triticum aestivum (bread wheat) is the source of this 1152-nucleotide messenger RNA. RefSeq lists its product as uncharacterized. The transcript has 3 exons. Bases 366 to 1025 code for a protein of 219 amino acids. Lineage: Eukaryota; Viridiplantae; Streptophyta; Magnoliopsida; Poales; Poaceae. The record is from RefSeq and is a predicted model, not a curated record.
AUCUGAUCGCAAGUAUCCAGCCGGUCGACUUGGCGAGGUGAUCCGUGCGCUAAAGAUUGUUGGAAUGAGAUAAUGAGAGAUACAUCAGUCCAUACUUCCGAAUACCCGUGUCCAGGUCGCGCAUGUGGGCUCGGCGGGGGUACACACCUGACGCAAAAGGGAACUUUUGCGCAGAGCGUGCAGUGCGGGCCCUUUUCUUUACCUUGCGGGGCCUGGUACUGUCGUACCAAGUUGGAGUUUGUCCUGCAUCUCACACCGCUUCUCUUUUCCGAUUUGGGGCUGGAGGUUCGUCUGGAUCUGUCCAUGGCGACUCCCACAGCGACGACACCGGCGUUGGCCUCUGGCGGAGUUAGUACUGCAGAUCGAUGGGGGCGGCAAGCGAUUCCGUGGUGCGCGGCGUGCAUUUCGUUUCCGGUCCCGCCGUGGCCGACUCUGCAGUAGGCGUAGAGUCGCGGGAGACACUACCGGUGUAUGAGGUCCCGCCGGCUCGCGGCCUGGUUGGCGACCUGUCUGAUGUCGAGCUGUCCGACGGGUCCUGCACGACGGGGGCGGCGCCGGCUGGCGGAGGUGUGGCGUCGGCAGGCGCCGGUGACGGGGCGCGCGCCGUCGACUCGCGCAGCGCAGUUCAGUCAUUCAGCCCCAGUGCUCCGGCGGCGGCGAGCACCACUAUCCGCGUUGGCUGGAAGCGCAGGCCAAGGGUAGCCCGGGCACCAGAUGAGAGGGCGGCUGUAGCUGGGUUUGGUUCCAGGUGGAGUAUUGUGCUUCCCACAACCAUGAACUGCUUAGGACUUGUGCUGAGAAGCUGCACUGGCCAUCACACCGGCACAUUGACACAUACACCAAAGAUCUUUGUGAAACGGCUGCGGGAGAACAAUGUGAAUCUAUGGAAGGUUUACAGUAUCUUUGGCAGCCUGUUUGGGCGAAUGAAGAAUGUACCGUUCACGAAGAGGUGCCUUAGAACUUUCUGUGGGAAGCUUAGUAGAGAACACGGGCCUCCAUCCUGCUCCAGUUUUGAAGCUGAAUGAUGAACAAGAAGCACAAAAACAGCAACAAAAAUGGGUUCAUGUGAUGGAUGGUUGUACAAAUUAGACUUACUCCUUGGUCCGGGCACUUGUAGAAAUGAACGCCGUUACGCCGAGGUUCUGACACAAA